Geodia barretti is the source of this 1293-nucleotide messenger RNA. The record is from the annotation of a GenBank genome assembly. NCBI's taxonomy places the organism in Eukaryota, Metazoa, Porifera, Demospongiae, Tetractinellida, Geodiidae.
UUGGUUGUUGGCUCCGGCGGUCGUGAGCAUGCUCUGGCAUGGCGGCUGGCGCGGUCAACGAAGGUAACCGAGAUCUUCGCGGCGCCGGGUAACUCCGGAACCGCGAGCGUCGGGACCAACCUGCCCGUCGCCGAAACCGACGUCGAUGGAUUGGCGAACGUUGCCGCCGAGCGGGCGAUCGACCUGGUGGUAGUAGGGCCGGAGACGCCAUUGGCGCUCGGCUUGUCGGAUCGCCUGGACGCCGCCGGCAUCCCGUGUUUCGGCCCAAGCCAAGCCGCCGCCCGUCUGGAAUCGAGCAAGAGUUUCGCCCGCGACGUACAGGACGCGGCGGGAGUGGCUGGCCCGGGGUACCAGGUAUUCCAGAGCGCAUCGGCCGCCCUGGCCUACGUGGAGCACCGAAACCGCCCGUUAGUGGUCAAGGCGGACGGGCUGGCGGCCGGCAAAGGGGUCUCAAUGUGCGCCAACCUCGAGGAGGCCAAGACCGCCAUAUCGACGUGCAUGCAAGAUCGGAUGUUUGGCGCAGCAGGUGAAACCGUGGUGAUCGAGGAGUGGCUCCACGGCCCUGAAGUCAGCGUGUUUGGGUUCACCGACGGUCAAAACCUUUCGGCCGUCGUUGCCGCAACGGACUACAAGCGGGUGGGCGAGGGCGACACCGGUCCCAACACGGGCGGGAUGGGCAGCUACGGACCGCCGGACUUUUGGAACGAAACCCUAGCCGAGCAAAUCCGGCGCGAAAUCAUGCUCCCGGUAAUCCGGGAAUUGGCCUCCAGGGGCUCGCCUUAUCGGGGAGCGCUUUACUGUGGGCUCAUGCUGACCGACGAGGGUCCGCGCGUGCUGGAGUUCAAUUGCCGGUUCGGAGACCCGGAAACGCAAGUGCUCAUGCCCCGCCUGGCAAGCGAUCCGGCCGAGGUGAUGCUGGCCUGCGCGACAGGCAGUUUGGGGGACGUUGAACCCGUGGAAUGGUCCGACCAUCCCGUGGUAGCGGUAGUGAUGGUUUCCGGGGGCUACCCGGAGACUUACGAAACCGGGUUUGAAAUUGAUGGCUUGGAUGGCUCCGGUUUCGACAAUGCGGACAGCAUGGUGUUCCACGCCGGGGUGCGCCGCGCCGGGGAUGGCAGCGGUCGGCUACUAACCUCGGGCGGACGCGUGCUGGCCUGCGUGGGGAUGGGCGGCAGUGUCGAAGAGGCCCGGCGCCACGCUUACCAACGCGCGGCGGGCAUCAGCUUCGAGGGCGCCUAUUACCGGCGCGACAUUGCGGAGCUCCGCUCGGAACAACCGACGACGAUCCAAUAG